Pimephales promelas (fathead minnow) is the source of this 5008-nucleotide messenger RNA. RefSeq names its product coiled-coil domain 40 molecular ruler complex subunit. Gene Ontology annotation, biological process: axoneme assembly; epithelial cilium movement involved in determination of left/right asymmetry; heart looping. NCBI's taxonomy places the organism in Eukaryota, Metazoa, Chordata, Actinopteri, Cypriniformes, Leuciscidae. Gene Ontology annotation, cellular component: cilium; cytoplasm. The record is from RefSeq and is a predicted model, not a curated record.
AGGAGCGAAUCCGGAAGUGUGGCGUCUCCCAGCAACGGAGAUGCAAAGUAACCGCAGGUCUCGCGCUGCUAAAUGGUAACAACACAGAAAUAACAUAAAUCAAUUAUUUAACCAGAAUAAAAUGAAUCAUUAAUUCAGCUGAAUUUUGGAUGUAGUAUUGCUGAUUGAACGAUUACUGUUAAUACAUUUGGGGAAAUACUGCUUCAUAACAGCUCUCUGCUAAGUUAACGUUAACGUUACUCAGGAACAAGAUACAACGGAAACAGAGAUGGAAAGCGGUGGGUGUGAUGGAGGUCUCCCAGAGGAUCAGAUGAACAGGCAGGAAGAGGCUCCGGGUGAAUUCACUGAGCCUAAAGAGGUGGAAUCGAUGGAGCUUUCAGACAAUUAUGACAGAGACAUCGAUCAUGUUGGGACCAGUGGAUACUUUCAAUUGGACAAUUCUGAUAUAAACCACAGGUGGACACCUGUUAUACCACAUCACACUUUCCAGCUGGAGAUCAGUGACAUUGAGGCAGAAAGUAGAGCCGGAGAGGAAUACGAGGAAGAGGAAGAAACUGUGGUGCUGGAUCCUGAGCAUCCUUUAAUGAAAAGAUUCCAGUCUGCAUUGAAAAAAAACCUCAGCAAUCAGGUGGAGAGAUUGCACCUUGAGCUCGGCGAAAAGAUAGUAGUGGAGAAGGCAGAGGCCCAGAGGUGCCAUAACCUUGCUGAAGAGGUAUACAUGGUCCACAAGAUGUUGGCCAGACUCCAGGCCUCUCUGGAAGCAAGUCAUGAGGCCAAUGCCCAGACUGUUGCUCAUCAUAGACAGGCCCAAGACCAGCUGGAUAGGGUAAAAAAUCAGUACCAAGAUACUGCCAGUCAGGCCAAAAAACAACAAAUGCAAGUCUCGGAAUUACAAUCUAAAGUGGACAACCUGGCCCUAAAGUUGCUCUACAUGCAGGAGGCCAAUAGUGACCUGCGUUCAGACAUCAAAGCAAUAAUGAAUGCUUCACAUAAAGUCCAGAAAGAGAGAACGCAGGCAGAGGAGCAAAAAUAUCAGCAGGAUCUUUAUGUUGAGCGUUUGACGAUGCAUGUUGAAAAGCUCUCAGAGCAGAUCUCUCUGUAUGAGGUUCAGAUCACCGCUCAGACUGAUCAGACAAAGGCUGCAAAGGAAGCUCUUUCUGAGGCGCAGCUGGAACUGGACUCAGUGACUGUCGAGCGUAGGCAGUUACUCCAGCAAUGGAAUAACAGCCUUUUAAGGAUGAGGAGGAGGGAUGAAGCUUACACUGUAAUGCACGAGGAUCUGAGGCUGGCCAAUGAUCAGGUGCACUCUCUGGACACAGAGAUUGAGGGCUAUAAAAAGUCCAUCACAAAGGUGGAAGAGCAGAAUGAGCAUCUCACUCUGCGUCUGAACCGAGCCCAGACUGACUCCACCACCUCACGUAAACUCAUCACAUACUCCCAGAACCACCAGGAAGUCCUACAGGCCCAGUACAGCACGUAUAUGCGAAUGCUGCAGGAAACAGAGAAGACCCUCAGCACAUUGCGUGGGACCCUCGAGGUGCGUCAGACCGAAUUCAAGGCUCUCAGGAAGCAGAUGGAGAAAGAGUCUGCAGUGCGUUCGGACCUGGAGGACCAGCUCAUGAGCAAAAUGCAAGAGCAGCUUACUCACAAUAAUGCAGCAAAGUACUCACGCCGACUGACUGAUAAAACUGUAGGACACAGGAGAGAGAAGGAGGCUCAGUUAACUAAAUUGGAGAAUGACAUCAACACAGUAACACUGGAGGGGCAAGAGGUAGUGACACAUCUGGAUUCUCUUGUUGCAUUUCAAGCUGAACUUGAGCAGGAAAUGAGCCAGCGACACUUGCUGCUGUCUUCUCGUGAGACAGAGAUUGCUAAACAAGUCACAGAGAUUGAGCGAAAGCAGUCCACAAUCAGCAUCUACAACAAGAAGAUCAAGGAUAUUGUGUCCAGUACUGGGCAUGAAGACCUAGGUCCUCUGGAGAUCCAUGCAGCCACCUUGUCUAAGGAGCUGGAGGAAGUUGGUGCUGACAUCAAAGAGCAGCAGCAGUUGUGGCUUUGGCAGCAGGGGGAGUUAGUGAGAUUCACUCAGGAAAAACAGGCCCAUGGCUCUUCUGUACAGAUCCUACGAACACAACUCACAAUACUGCAACAGAGCAAGAUCAGGAAAGAGAGUGAGAUGGAGCAGGAGCAGCGCGAGCAGACAGAUCUGGAUAAACAAAUCAAAGCUCUUAUGGCAGACAUGGUAAAACUGAACUCUCUGCUCAGUAAAAACAGCGAUCUGAAUCAAGCCCUGCAACAGAGCAACAGUCUGAUGGAAACAGAGUUCAGACAGAGACUCAAGGAGGCCGAGAGGGAUUCAGUUGAAACUCAGUUGAAGCUGGAGAGGUUAAACGAAGAGAAAGAGAGACUUAUCAACAGCCUAGUGGAGGCAGAGCAUCAGAUCAUGCUGUGGGAGAAGAGAACCCAGCUGAUGCGAGAGACUCGCUCUGCUAUAGAUUCAGACAUCGGACAGGGAGACAUACGAACCAUGAGAGCAGAGAUUCACCGUAUGGAGGUUCGUUAUGCUCAAUUGAUGAAGCAGCAAGAGAAAUUGUUAAGAGACAUGGAGUCAGUGGUGGCCAGACGUGAGACUAUAGCUGUUCGGAGUGAGGCUCAGGCACGAUCCGACCAUAAGCAGCCCACACACAGUGACUACCACAACACUCUCCAGAGCCUCCGUCGAAAGAUUCUCCAAACUAAGAAGCAAGCAGAAGAGUGUGAUAGUGUUAUAGCUCAGCUGGAGGAGAGGCAGGGCUCUAUGACCUCCAGCCUCCGAGACAAACAUGUGCAUCUCAGUGACCUGCAGAAUACCAGUGUGGUUCUUACCCAAGACCUCAGGGCGCUACAAGAAGCCAAAGAAAGAAAUAUGUCUCGUCUUCCUGUGCUACAGGGUCGAGCGAAAUACCUGCAGGCUGUUAAAGAGGGGCAGUACACUCCGGUGGCAAGUGGAGACAUGGCAUUGGAGCUGGCUACACAGAAACAUGAAGAGAGAUUGAAAAUGGUCAGCUCCAUUAUCCAGAAUUUGGCUGAAGAGUACCCUCAGCACCACAGCGCUCUCCACAGGAUCAACCUCAUAUUAGCUGAACACCUUCACAAUGGACUUCAGGGCCGCCAGUAACCUUGAAAUGCCUAUUACAUGAAAUAAAAGACAUGUACGUACAUACAUACAUACUCACAUACAUGUUUGGCAGCUUUUGUCCUGGUUAGUAAAAGGUCUGGUUUAUUAUAAUGACAGUGAUAUAGAGACUGAAUGUCUGUUAUGGUAAGGAUGUUUUUAUCAAGAGGUGGGUGAAGGAUGUCUUCAGAUAUAGCAAAACAGUCCAUGUUAAACUAACUUUAACUUUAAUGAAUCAGUGUAAACACAGUUGCAACCAUCUUUACUUUAAAAAGCAUUGUGAUUGAGUAUCUUAAAUAAAAUCUCUUUUGAACAAUUUUCCCUAAAAUGUCUUAUCACUUAACCAUGAUUUAUUUAAAUAAAUAAAAAAUCCAUAGGAUAUAUACAUAUGAUGAGGGUCAAAUAGCAUCUACAUUAGUGCAGUGGCUUCUGAAAUAACCCUGAAACAAAACUGAAAGCUAAAUUACAAUAAAUUUGAAGCUCACAGCAAAAGAUGUGUGAUAGCAGUUGCCAAAGUGAAACCAAUGAGGCAAAGUGGAGAAAAGCAGAAGCUUGUGAUUUCACAAACCAACAAAACAAGAAUAAUGAUCCUGGGUGGAGCUAAAUUAACAGCUUGACAAAUGUACAAUAUUGUCAGAUCCAUGGAAAUGCAUGAUUUGUUUUUUAAAUUAUAAAAUGUUGUGCAAUUUCUCAAUAAUUCUUUUAAAUGUGAUUUGUUUUGGCAUGCAUUAAAACUCUUUAUUAAUAUUAAUAAGAUUUUGCUUCAUCUUUUUAGUUGCAUCACGCCAGUAGUAAUGUUAUGUUCUUCUUUGCGCUAAUAUCUGUAUUCCAGCUAGCAGCGCCCUGUUUAUAUUAUUACAAAAAUGGCUAAACAGAUAUCUAUGACACAUGUAAAAAGAAAAGGUCUAGACAAAUUUGACAGGACAACUUGACAAGUUUGUCUUUUGAAAGUGAACUAACAGAUAAUUAGGAUUACAACAGUAUUAUCAACCACUUCAAUUCAAAACCCAGCCCACAAGAACAUAAACCAUAAAGAAUCUAAUCCCAAACUUUUGAAUGGUACACUUUACACAUUUUUUACAUAUUAAGUAUAUAGAACAGUAUAUCAAAAUAAACAAGAUUGAACAUCGAUAAAUUUAUACAGGUUUAUUUCAGUUGUUAGAGGCGAUUAUUCAUUAAAACAUCAAGAGUUUGAACAACUCACUGAACAAUGUAGACCAAUGUUCAGCUCCAACCCCAAUUAAACACGCCUACUCUAGCUAAUCAAUGUCUUGCUUACUAGAAACUUCCAGGCAGCUGUGUUGAGGCAAGUUGGGGCUAAACUGCAGGAGACUGUGUUUAGGCAUCCCUGAUGUAUACGAUAGUUAAAGGCUAAUCUGUAUCCUAAUGUUGUAUAAAAUGUAUUUCAAUCACAGAUGACUGCUAAUAAAAACAUUAUAAACUGUUAUGAAAAGGCAAACACAACGCAAUGCUAAAACAAAAAAUAUAUAUAUAUUUUUACCUUACCUUAUUAAAUAAUCCAUUUUUCACAGUGUCUGGUUUGUGUUCCCUGGGUUUUCACUAGAGGUCUCUUUCCCUGAUCGUCACCCUUAUCAUGAACUGCAUUUCCCCUUAACCCUUUGCCUGAACUCAUCACUGAUCAUUGCACACAGCUGUUUCCACUCAUUGUUUGCACUUGUCUAUUUAUACCCUUGUCUGUUUCUGUGUUAGUUGUUAAGUCCUUGUUUUAUGUCAGCUGCACUUCAGUGUUCUUGUUUGUUUCUUGUUUUUGGACUUUGUUGUAUGGAUUUUGACCCUUUGCCUGUCUGACGAUGAUUAUGGAUUACCCUAAAUAAACACUGCAUUUGGAUCUUA